This is a messenger RNA of Pisolithus orientalis, 1906 nucleotides long. RefSeq lists its product as uncharacterized. Gene Ontology annotation, biological process: exocytosis; piecemeal microautophagy of the nucleus; endocytosis. The transcript is spliced from 6 exons. Gene Ontology annotation, cellular component: membrane; cytosol; intracellular membrane-bounded organelle. Gene Ontology annotation, molecular function: sterol binding. The coding region runs from base 169 to 1791 and encodes 540 amino acids. NCBI's taxonomy places the organism in Eukaryota, Fungi, Basidiomycota, Agaricomycetes, Boletales, Pisolithaceae. The record is from RefSeq and is a predicted model, not a curated record.
ACAAAACCAAGUGUAUCUGCGCACGUGCUUGGCCGAAUCUUGGCUUUCCUUGUGGGAGCCACCCGCGUUAGCGAUCUUAGACUAAACAAAGGAUCCCACCACGUUCUUUACUUCUUACUUCUACCAGUCUCCCCUUAAUACACUCUUUAGACAUCACGAUUGCAAACUAUGGUCGACACAGUGGGUGCUGUUACACCUACGAUGCCAGAGGACGUGGUCGUCGACGACGAUGCUCCAGGGCCAGCCAUUUCCGUCUCCGAUUCUGGCGAUACUGGGGACGUUGGAAGGCUUAGGAUGAUUGUACAGCUCGUCAAGAAGUCUUUGGGUGUGAAAGACAUUGCUGCAAUGCGCCUCUCCUUACCCGCGUCCUUGCUCGAGCCUUUGCCAAACCUGGAAUAUUGGCAUUACCUGGAUAGACCUGAUUUGUUUGCAGCGAUUAAUGACCAUGAUGAUCCCUUUGAGCGCAUGGUUGCUGUGGUGCGGUUCACAUUCACAAAGGAUCUCAAGUUCAUUCACGGCAAAGUAUGCAAACCUUAUAAUUCUGUUCUCGGAGAGCACUUCCGUUCGCACUGGGACGUGCCUCCGGUCCAAUAUUCCUCCGACCCUGCCAAGCACCCCAUUUUGAGAACUCAUGCCACGCAUACACACUCAGCACCCGCCUCAACCACGGCACUUCCCUUCGAGACGGUCAGCGUCAAGAGCGGACACAGCGAGAACAGUUUCAAGAGCAUUCGCAGCGGCCUCAGCCUACUUUCCAAAAUUAAGCCAGGCUUUUCCACAACUCUUACCCCCGAAGAGCCCGUGGUCGAUGAAGCGCUCUCCGGUUCCAUGUCGAAUCUCUCCUUGGGGUCGGGUGAGGCCCGCAGCUCUGAUCACAUCCGUGUGGCAUACCUGACGGAGCAGGUAUCGCACCAUCCGCCCGUGUCUGCUUACUAUGCGUCAUGCCCUGCACGGUCUAUCGAAAUGAAGGGAAUUGACCAGAUAUCUUCCAGGGUAUCAGGUACUGCCUUACGUGUCACACCUGGUUCAUUCAACAAGGGCAUCUUCAUUGAUAUCACCGGUGGCACCGGAGAGGGAGAGAGAUACCACGUCACGCAUCCUGUGGCAAGCGUCAAUGGAAUUCUUAGAGGAAACUUUUACAUCACAGUAGCGGAUUCAACCAUCAUUACAUGCACUGGAGGAAAUGGCAAGCAGCGGCUAAGGGCAGUAAUUGAGUAUAAAGACGAGUCGUGGAUUGGAAAGGCCCACUUCCUUGUCGAAGGUGUGAUACAUACAUACGAUGAAGGUGACACGGAAUUCGAGCAGUGGACCAAAGUUAAGCACGUACCACAGUCGUACGUUCUUGCCCAUUUUGAUGGGUGCUGGAGGGGCCAAAUUCGCUGGCGGCGGAUGGACUCAGCAUCUGGGUCUCGCUCAAGUGUCUCACUGUCAAUCACUUCGGAGUAUGAAACCCUGGUGGAUCUCUCGGCUCUGCAAGUCGUGCCGAAGGUUGUUCGUCCUCUUGAGAAGCAGCUACCCAACGAGUCUCGGAAAUUGUGGGAUAAUGUCACUUCAAGGCUGCUUAACAAGGAGUACAGUGAUGCGACAAAGCAUAAACUGGUCAUCGAGCAGAGACAGCGCGACGAAGCAAGUGAACGCAAGCGUAAGGGCCAGGAGUUUAUCCCGCAUUACUUUGAGAAGGACAUAAGUUCCGGUGUCCCAGUCUUGACUGCCGAGGGUCGGAAAGCUUUGGAAGAGGAGCUCCGGGAAUCUUGCCAUACAGAACAGGAUCAGGGGCGGGACGCGUCGUAGGGGGUUGCAGCGUCUGAUGUCGAUUCAUGGUUUUAACUAUCUUGUUACUAUUUCUGUUGGAUAUCACGAACUCCUCCAAUAUAUUCUGAUCUCAUGACCAUUUGUGCUAAGCUCG